Pundamilia nyererei is the source of this 1752-nucleotide messenger RNA. It is a transcript of the gene abhd14b, whose product is annotated as abhydrolase domain containing 14B. Gene Ontology annotation, cellular component: cytoplasm. Gene Ontology annotation, molecular function: hydrolase activity. The transcript has 4 exons. Gene Ontology annotation, biological process: positive regulation of transcription by RNA polymerase II. Bases 118 to 753 code for a protein of 211 amino acids. NCBI's taxonomy places the organism in Eukaryota, Metazoa, Chordata, Actinopteri, Cichliformes, Cichlidae. The record is from RefSeq and is a predicted model, not a curated record.
UUUUCUCUUUCUCUUGUUUUCCGGGGGAGAUAAACUGAAGCUAAGCUGCAGCUGGUUCAAGAACCUGUCUGACUUUCUCUGUUUUGCACCUUUAAUCAUCGGGGAUUCACAGUCGGGAUGGCAGCUGUUAAAAUGACGGAGGGUACAGUGCAGGUGGAGAGCUGCAACGCGCCACUGUUUUACAGACAAAGCGAACCUGUGACAGGAGAAGCAAAAGUGUCGGUUCUGCUUCUUCACGGCAUACGCUUCUCUUCAGAAAACUGGCUCAGCAUCGGCACUCUGGAGACGCUGGCCAAAGCAGGUUGCCGCGCGGUCGCCAUCGACCUGCCAGAACUUGGUCAGUCUAAAUCGGCCAAAGCCCCGGCGGCAGUGGGAACACCUGCCCCUGCAGGUUUCCUCAAAGAGGUGUGUGAGCAGCUGAAUCUAACCCCGGCGGUGGUGAUCAGCCCAUCCCUUAGCGGGAUGUAUUCCCUGCCCUUCCUCCUCGAGCACCAGGCUCUGGUGCGAGCCUACAUCCCUGUCGCUCCCAUCUGUACGGACAAAUUCACAGCGGAGCAGUACCAGAGCGUAAAGGUCCCAUCGCUGAUCGUUUACGGUGACCAGGACCAUCAACUCGGGGAGGUGUCGCUCCGUAACCUGAGCAAUCUGGCCAAUCACAAAGUGGUGGUGAUGAAGGGAGCAGGCCACCCCUGUUACCUGGACGACCCAGACACUUGGCACAAAGCUCUUACAGACUUCCUUAACACGCUGUGAAGCUCUUUGCUGUGCAUUAGCAGCGCGAUCGCCAAGAAUGCGGUCACGCAUAGGCAAACACAUUAAUCACUUGUGAAGAAUUGAACUCGCGUAUUCCCAAUGCUUAACCUGAUUUGUAUGUUUUGAUACGUCUGCAAAUCGGGCCUUUUCUAAUGGUGACAGCAGAUGAACUUUUCCUUAAAAAGCCUGAAGCCUGAAGCUUUUUGAGAAAUAUUGUUUCUUAAAUGAGAAAACCUGAUGUCAGUCUUGAAUCUGUACACUAAACACAAAGCUCAAGUCUGUAGCCGACUACUGAACCCAGGCGUGUAGGAUAACGACACGUGGUUCACCCACAUCACUGAACAGCGUCCAGUAUUUCCACUCUGGAAACUUUGUUUCCUGUUUCGUUAUUGUAAAAUAUUUCGUUUGAGUAAUUUUGGUUUAAUUUAGGUGACUGAAGCUACAGUUCACUAACAUCAUAUAAAAUGACCGUGGUUGUUUUAGUGUUUGUUGAGUGCACACAAAACUGCAAGUCUUCCAACGGGCACCUGGUCAAGGCUGCGAAGCAAGAUAGAAAUGUGUUAAACAUGUGUCGCUUUUAUGUCUCAGUGUUUCUGUCCUAAUGCAGUUUAUCUGACUUUGCAGUAAUCAUUACAGAACUGCCUGAAAUCAGCACGAACGAUGCCUUAAAUUCGCCAAAGACCAUUUUUCAAUAUAACUGAACCCAAGUUUUAAUAAAAGAAUGACACUUUUAUGCCUCACACACUGAAACUCUGUAAUUAUGAAGCAAUCAGAAGGGAGCAUGUUAUGAACAUGGAAAUGUUCGUGAUGUGUCUAAAUGGCACAAACAGAAUAAAGUUCAAAGAGAGCAGGCUGCAGGUCACUUUCAUGUCUCUGCACCAUGUUACAUUUGCCAAAUGCUAGCUGCCUACACAUUGCACUCAUACACACCAGGGUUGUAUUAAUCGUCUCAUCCCAGCGUUAGAAGUGAAUAUUUUUAAUAAAGCAUCAUAAUUAUUA